AGGGGCGGGACUUCCGGCGUCUCCCUGAGGGGCGCCAUGUUGGUUGCUCGUGGUUGGGUCUUACGGAGUGUUUGGUUAUCAGUGAAAUGACAAAGCGAAAAAUCAAGAGAAAUGGAUUGAUUCCCAGUCCCAAGAGGAGGGGAUGAGGCUCCGCUGAGCUAGGCUGUGCGGCAAUGUUUGUCUUUGUUUUACUGUUGAAUCCCCGCCCAGAUUCCCCCGGGCUCGGUUGGUGGAGCCUAUGAGGUCGGUGAGCAGGUUGCUGGAAUGGAACUGAGGAUGAGGCACUUUCCAAGCAAAGAAUUUCUGCAAGAGCAUCACAGGUUAUCACUCCAAAGCCAGAGCUGUCCACUGAGAAGACCUGGCCUAGGGAGACAUGUGACGCACUCUUGAAAGAUAUUCUGUGCCUCAUUGAGCACAGUAGAACACAAACUGAACAAGAGAUGUGUCGUUGUGAGGCAGAACUUUACCAGCCUCAAAAGCAUACUGGAGAGAAUCUUUCUAGAAGGGACACAUGGAGACUUUCAUUUUUGAAGAACCACAGAGUUCAUAUGGCACAGAAAACCUUCACACAGGGAGAGAUGGAAAGAAUUGCUGGCUACUUCGGGCCUUCUCCAACACCCAGCCCCUCACUGUGGGUUGAAGCCAGAUAAGGAAAUUGAGGACAGGGAACCCCUUCCAAUGGGGCACAACAAUUACACAUGCAGUAAAUGUGGGAAAACCUUCAGAUGUGAAUACUCCCUUGUUGAACAUGAGAAAACUCACACAUGAGAAAGGCCAUAUCAGUGUAACAAAUGUGGGGAAUUCUUCAGGUACAGUGCCAACUUAAUGAAACAUCAGAGUAUUCACAGUGGAGAGAGGACUUAUGAGUGUAGAGAAUGUGGAAAGUCAUUUAUGUACAACUAUAGACUCAUAAGACAUAAAAGGGUUCACACUGGAGAAAGGCCUUAUGAAUGUAAUGUAUGUGGGAAAUUCUUUAUGGACAGCUCUACCCUCAUUCAACACCAAAGAGUUCACACUAGAGAAAGGCCUUUUAAGUGCAGUGAAUGUGGGAAGUUCUUUAGGUACAACUCUACCCUCAUUAGACAUCAGAGACUUUACAGUGGAGAAAGGCCUUAUGAGUGCAGCAUAUGUGGGGAAUUCUUCAGGUACAACUCCAACCUUGUUAAACAUUGGAGAAACCACACUGGAGAAAGGCCUUACAAGUGCAGCGAGUGUGGAAAAUGCUUUAGGUACCACUGCAGGCUCAUUAGAGCAAGUUCACAUUGGAGAGAGGCCUUAUACGUGUAGUCAGUGUGGGAAAUUCUUCUGAUACAACUCCAACCUCAUUAAACACUGGAGAAAUCAUACUGGAGAAAGACCUUAUGAGUGCAGAGAGUGUGGGAAAACCUUUAGCCACAAACAUGUACUUGUUGAGCACCAGAAGAUCCAUACUGGUAAAAGACCUUAUGAAUGCAGUGAGUGCCGAAAGGCCUUCAUUUGAAAGUGCCACCUGGUUCAUCAUCAGAAAAUCCACAAUGCAGAAAGGCUGGUGCGCUCUGUGAAUGUGAGGAAUUCUAUAGGUACAGCUCCAGUUUCAUUAAACAUCAGAGAUUUCAUCAUGCAGAAAAUUUACCGUUGACUUUUAAUUGGACAGUGUUUUCUGAACUCCCAUUGUUCCUGCAGUUAAUCUACAGAACUUACAGAAGUAAAACCAUUCCCAUUAAAUGAGAAUGCUGGGGCUGGGGACUUAGCUCAGUGGCAUAAGUGUCUGCCUGGCAAGUGUGAGGUCGCGAAUUCCGAUCCUUGGUACCAAAAAAAAAAAAUUUUCCUUCCCCUGCUGGCCCUUACUACUGCUUCUCUAUAGUUUUAGCUAGGAGUUGGACCCCUAGUGCUACUUAUAAGUGGAGUCAUACAGUAUGCCUUUUUGUGACAGACUUCUUACUUAGGAUAGUGCCCCUAAGGUUCAUCCAUGUGUAAUAUGUCAGAAAUUUGUUCCUUUUUUUAGUGAAAUAAUAUUCCGUGGUGGAUGUACACCAUACUUCUUUAUCUCUCCAUUGACUAAUAGAUACCUGUAUAGUUGUCACUUUCAGCUAUAAGGGAGAAUGCUAGUGUGAGGAUGAGUGUACCUCAUGGUUUGAACCCUGCUUUCAGUUUGGGUGUUUCCAGAAAGGAAAAUACUGUGUCAUACAAUGUCUUUCACUUUAGUAAGGAACUGUUUUCCACAAUACCUGUACCACUUAACGUUCCCACCACACUGCACAGCAUUUGUCUGCCUCAUUACCAACACUUCCUUUUCUGUUUCUGGUGUUUGUGUGUUUGUGUGUGUAUUUACCUCACCUUUUGGGCCUGAGAACACAUGGCUUUUCAUUUUUAUAUUGUCAGUGAUGUAGAACAGCUUAUCUGUGCUUAUUAGCAUCUAUUCAUCUGGAGAAAUACCAGCUGUUACCAUUUUUAAUGAGGUUUCUUGUUGUUGAAUUACAGAAAUUUUAGAAAUACAAAUUUUUAUGUGAUCUUAAAAUGUUUUCUCCUAGUGCGUAGAUUGUUGUUCUGUCAGUUAUAUCCUUUGCUGAUUUUUUUUUUUUUUUGUCUUUUUGAGACAGGGUCUCGCUGUGCAGUUCAGGCUGGCCUUGGGCUCACUUUGUAGCCCAGGCUGGUCUUAAAUUUUCAGUGAUCCUCCUACCUCAGCCUCCCUAGUUCUGGGAUUACAGGAGUGCACCACCGUGCCCAGCUCUUUGCUGAAAUUUUUUAACUUUCAUAUAGUCCACAUUCUUUUAUUUCAUUUAUGCUUUUGAUAUAUGCAAGAAAGCAUUGUCAGCUGGGGAUUUAGCUCAGCGGCUCAAAGCACUUGCCUGGCAAAUGCGAGGUCGAGUUUGAUCCCUGGUACCAAAAAAAAAAAAAAAAUGCUAAGAAAGCACUGUCAAAUCCAGUUUUAUGCAGCAUUUUCCUUAUGUUGUAUUCUAAGUGUUGUAUUUAUAAGCCUUAUAUUUAUGUCUUUUAUCCUUUUUAGGGGGAUGGGUAAAGCCUUACUAUAUUACUUAGGCUGAACUCAUGGGUUUGGAUCCUCUUGGUUCAGCCUUUCAAAUAGCUGGCACUAGAGGUAUGUGCCUCUGUGUCCAGCAUUCAUUUGUUUUUGUAUAAGAUGUUAGGCAUACCUCCAUUUUCAUGCUUUUGCAUGUGGAUAACUAGCUUUCUAAGCUCUGUUUAUUGAAAUACUACUUUUUUCUUUUCUUUUUUUCUUUUGAGACAGUGUUGCUAUGUAGUUCAAGCUGGACUUGAACUCAUUAUGUAGGCCAGGCUGGCUACAAACUCACAGUGAUGCUCCUGCUUUCGCUUCCCAAGUGCUAGGAUUACCGGUAUGCACCACCAUGCCUGGCAUUUGUUUGUUUGUUUGUUUCUCUUUAAGCAUAUACUAUUUACUAUUUUGAAUCCUUUUGGAAGCCUAGGCUAGAGGUAGACCAGUUCCUCUGCUGGAAAGCUGCUUAUAUCUUUACUCUCAAUUCAUUCUUUUCUUGGGCUCUCAGGCUCUGGGCACUAGAGAUCAGCCCAGAUAAUUCAGAUUAGCCAUUUCUUGGAACACUGGAAGCCAAGCUAACCCAGUCCUGUUGUCUUACAUAAGCUGAUCCGCUUUUUCCUAGCUAUAGGCAGCAAAUACUCCUGUUGCAUGUAUCUGACAUUACGUCUUGCUGUGAAAAAAAAAACCUUUGUAUCUUGUGUUUGUGUGUGGGAGCUCUAUACCCAGAAGGGCAGUAAAAGUGCAGCAGGCUGGGGAUUCAGCUCAGUAGUACAGCACUUGCCUAGCAUACAGAAGGCCCUGGGUUCUGUCCCUUGCACUGAAAGGGGAGUGGGGUGUUAGGUGUGGUGAGGUGGGGUGUUAGGCUGAGGCAGGAGGACUGCAAGUUCAGACCAGCCUGGGCAAGUUUCCAAGGGCUGAGGUAUAGCUUAGAAGAUCCUAGGUUCAGUCUGUAUUAGGAAGAAAAAGAAUAACAACCAAACUAUGAUGGCACAUGCUUGUAAUCCCAACACUUAGGAGGCUGAGGCAAGAAGAUCAGUCUAAAUUCAAGAAUAGCCUUGAUUACAUGGCCAGUCCCUGGAAAGGAAGGAUGAAGUGACUUGAAAGUCAUUAGGUGUUACCCACAUUCAGCACCAGCAAGUUCUUACUGGAGAAUGGCCUUAGAAUGCAGGCAGUAUGCUCUUUGCUUGUUCAACUAAUAGAGCAGAAACUCCAGGAAUAGGCUUUGUAACAAGAUGGGCAACAGCUGAACCUCUAACAUCCACAGCAGGGUUAUACUUUAUGUCACCAGAUACAUGGCAGAGUUGCAAACUACAUUGCGCCCUUGGGUUUGCUUGCCGUCUUUGACAGUUAUUUCACUGUUGCUGUCUAUAACAAAGGUCAUUUCUCCCUGCCAGCUGGCCAAAAGCCACAGAAUGUGGUAUCAUUACAUUAAAAGGCUCAGGCAUGAACCAGGUGUGGUGGUGCAUGCUUGUAAUCCUUGGCAAGAGGAUCACAAAUUUGAGACCAACCUGGGUGACUUAGCAAAAUGUCUCAAAAAAUAAAAAUAGUAUCUGAGUGAUAGAAUGCUUGCCCAGCAUGUGCAAAUUCCCUGGUGUGAUCCCUAGUACCAUCAAAACUAGGACAGAAAAACAACAAGUUAGGACAUGGCAUUAUCCUGGUUUAUCUUUGGAGGAUGCAUGGGUCAUUUGAUUGCUUUGGGUGCCUUACUCCCUUGCCAAAGGUUGGUUUGGCUGUGGAUGUCAGCUUUGGAUCAAGGACAUGGCCUGUUGUUGACUAGGAGCUUGCAGAAGUUUUCCUUAGGAACAAUAUUGGUUAUCUUGAGACCCUCAUGAGUUUUUCCAACCUCCCAGUAACCCAUUCUGUGAACUGUCCCCCAUUUGUUUUUUGUGAUGUGUCAUAAUAAAAACCUGAAUAUAGGAUGUUUAAGGCAUGUUGACAAAAGCAAUACACAAAAAUAUGUAGGAUACACCUUGUAUAAUAGACAGCUGGCCACCCUUUUCCUUACUAUUGUGCCUGAAAUCCAGUGAAUAAUAAAUAUGAUGCUAGAGUAAUAAAGAUGUUGCAGAUGCCCUAUUCA
This is a messenger RNA of Cavia porcellus (domestic guinea pig), 5069 nucleotides long. Its product is annotated as zinc finger protein 548. Lineage: Eukaryota; Metazoa; Chordata; Mammalia; Rodentia; Caviidae. The record is from RefSeq and is a predicted model, not a curated record. The transcript has 2 exons. Gene Ontology annotation, molecular function: RNA polymerase II cis-regulatory region sequence-specific DNA binding; DNA-binding transcription factor activity. Gene Ontology annotation, biological process: regulation of transcription by RNA polymerase II.